This is a messenger RNA of Sphaerulina musiva SO2202, 1968 nucleotides long. RefSeq lists its product as uncharacterized. Gene Ontology annotation, cellular component: transcription factor TFIIH holo complex; transcription factor TFIIH core complex. The record is from RefSeq and is a predicted model, not a curated record. Gene Ontology annotation, biological process: nucleotide-excision repair; transcription by RNA polymerase II; transcription by RNA polymerase I. The coding region runs from base 1 to 1968 and encodes 655 amino acids. NCBI's taxonomy places the organism in Eukaryota, Fungi, Ascomycota, Dothideomycetes, Mycosphaerellales, Mycosphaerellaceae. The transcript is spliced from 2 exons.
AUGCCUCAUACAUCAGCGACCGCUGCGUACAAGAAAAAGGAUGGCACUCUCACCGUCGCCGACGACCGCAAAUAUGUCUUUUGGACGCCAGCAGCACCGACAGCAGCACCGCCCGCGGUGACAGUGCCCGUUGCGGACAUCACCAAUCUCCAACAGACGCCGGCCACGUCGAAGGCGAUCGCUCUGAAAGUGGUGGUAGGCGACAGCAGCUAUGUGUUCACCUUCAAUCACAAGGACAAUGCACGUAAAGAGCAGGAGAGCACGACCGAUGUGUUGAGAAAUAUCAUCGCGGCGAACAAAGCAAAGGAUGCGAACCAUCUCGCGACACCCGCUGCUGCAGCUUCUGCUGCCUCCAUGGCCAUUGCGAAAGCGCUGUCCUCAACCAAGGUGGAUGAGGGUUGGUACGAUGAUUCGAAGCUCAAGUCCGACAUCACCCUUCAGCGGUCAUUGCUCGAGUCGAAUCGCACCCUGCAAGAGCGCUUCAACGAGGCCCUGAAACAGAAGCCCGAGACCGUGUCGAUCGCGCAGUUCACGGGACAGUUCUGGUCGGCACGACUUCACCUUCUCCGCGCACAUGCCAUUGAAAAGGCGCAAAAGCAGGGAGAGUAUAAUGUUCUACCGGAGAUCAAGUUUGUCAUCAAACGGGCGGAGAAGGAGGGCGAGGCGGAUACCAGGCAGCUUCAGAUCUCGAAAGAGCAGAUUCACUUGAUUUUCAAGCAAUAUCCGAUUGUGAAGGAGGCUUACAAUGACCAUGUUCCACCACUCAGCCAAGCUGAGUUUUGGACGAGGUUCUUUGGCAGUCGCUUGCUCAAGAAGCUGAAAGGCGAGAAGAUCAUGCAGAACGACACUCGGGAUAACAAACUUGACGCAUAUCUGGAUCGACAGCCCAGCGGCCCGGCCAGCAUUCAGCACAUACCCCACUGGAUGGACUUGGAGGGCAAUGAGCAAAAUCAUAGUCAGCGAAAGGGCAACAGACCCGAUCAGGACAUGCGGCCGACGUCUACAGAAAAGGUGCCGAUCUUGCGAGUGCUGAAUAAUUUGUCGGAGAAGAUGAUGGCCCACGUGGCACCUGGAGACGGCGAGGCACACGCACCGGUCGGGUUGGAUGAAGAGACCUUUGAGCAACUGCGAUUGCGUGACUUGGCCAACGAAGAUGUCGAUAAUAGGGUCAAACUCAGCAUUAAGGAGCAGCAACGAUAUCUUGGUGGCGACAAGGAUACACUCUCUGCUGAUGCAAGUCUCUACGCGAAGCAAGAUCCCAACAAAGUACUUGCGGUCGUCAAUGCUGGGUUACAGCCGACGCAGGUCGGCAGCGAUGUCAAAGGCACUUUGCGACUCGAUCGUGUUAUCGGAUACCAUACCGACGAUGACUCUGACUCAGACGACGAAGCACCCGCAAGUCAAACCAAUGGUACUGCAGCCAAGAAAAAGCACAAAAUCGGUUCACAUGCCUCCAUGAUUGCUGCCUCCAAAACUAUCGUGUCUUCAAUCAAGACACGCCGCGACUUCAGCUCUACAGAUGCAACGUCACUCAAUGGCCUUAGCCAGGACACGUUCGACAAUCUCAUAAUGACCCACAACACCACUAACGAGUUCUUGCACUACUUCUGGACUCUGUUCCUCUCAGGCGAUGCCACCAAGACAGCCGAAUUAGCGCAGCUGGUCUCUACUCUCGACCGCAGUCUGGACCGGAUCAACGCUGUCGGUGCGCAGGCUGAUGCUGAGAGGGCGCAGAAGGUGGAGAAUCUGAGGCGACAGGCUGAACAGCACCAUCAGAGAACAGGUAAGAAAAGACGCAUAGAUUAUGACUCUGCUGUACCGGGCGGCAAGAGAGCAGUGGACGCGAUGGUGAAGCCGACAGUGCAGGCACUAGCUCAAGCGACCAGUGCAUAUCGCAAGGCUUUUCAGGAGCAGAGUAAAGAGGCCAGUGCUGCUGCUGCUACUGUUGCCUCUGGUGGUGGUACUUGA